CCAAAACAUACGCGCGCGAAUACGCCCUCAAUCCGCUAAUUAGGGUUUCUUUCUUCUGGUCCGUCGCUCCUAUCUCGCCCCUUGUGGCCUCUUUCUCUCUGUCGCUCUCGGUUUUCUAGCGAGGUCUCUCUCUCUCUCUCUCCCGAUUCUUACCACCGCCUUUUCCGAGAGGAGAGCAAAAAAGUUCCUAUUUUGUUGCAAACACAAUUCGUUGUUGAUGAUCGGUAGCUCUACUUAGAUCUCUUGGUCAUCUGAUAGUGCAAGUUAUUCGUUUGGUUUGUCUUCUCAAUCAUGCGCGCUUCAUGGGCUGAUGCAGUUGCGAACGCCGAGAGCUCGGCGGGCGCAGCAGAUACUGCCCCUCGCCGAACUAACUCCUACGUUCCUCCUCAUCUUCGUAAUCGGCCGCAAGCUUCAGAGGCCCCUGUGGUCGGUAACGGCCCUUCUGCCGCUAGAUUGCCUUCUGCUUAUCCUCCGCAAGCAUCUACAGGAAGCCGUUGGGGUGCUACUCCUUCCCGUGAUUUAGGUAGGUCUGGUCUUGAUGGUGGCCGUGGUGGCGGUGGUUGGAACACCAGAGGUGGAGGUUGGGACCGCAGGGAGUCGGAGGUGAACCCAUUUUUCAAUGAGGAAGAAAGCAGCAAAGCUAUUUUUGAUGUUCAGGAGAACACUGGCAUCAAUUUUGAUGCCUACGAGGACAUUCCAGUCGAGACUAGUGGUGAGAAUGUGCCCCCACCCGUUAACACAUUUGCAGAGAUCGAUUUGGGGGAGGGAUUGAAUCAGAACAUUAAGAGGUGCAAGUAUGUGAAGCCAACCCCAGUCCAGCGUCAUGCAAUCCCAAUAUCUGUUGCUGGUAGGGACCUGAUGGCCUGUGCUCAGACUGGGUCUGGGAAGACAGCUGCUUUCUGCUUCCCAAUCAUCUGUGGGAUCAUGAGAGGGCCACCUUCACAAAGGCAAAGAGGCUCGAGGACAGUAUUUCCUGUUGCUUUGAUUUUAUCACCUACUCGAGAGCUCUCUAUCCAAAUACAUGAGGAAGCAAGAAAGUUUUCUUAUCAAACAGGCGUGAGGGCUGUUGUUGCCUAUGGUGGUGCUCCAAUUAAUCAACAGUUGCGGGACUUAGAGAGAGGGGUUGACAUUCUUGUGGCAACUCCUGGUCGUCUUGUAGAUUUGCUUGAGAGGGCUAAAGUGUCAUUACAAAAUAUUAGAUAUUUAGCACUGGAUGAAGCUGAUAGAAUGCUUGAUAUGGGUUUUGAGCCACAAAUUAGGAGAAUUGUGGAGCAAAUGGAUAUGCCUCCACCAGGUCAAAGGCAGACAAUGCUGUUUAGUGCUACAUUUCCAAAGGCGAUACAGAGAUUGGCCUCUGACUUUCUUUACAAUUACAUCUUUCUCGCUGUUGGAAGGGUUGGCUCUAGUACUGAUUUAAUUGUUCAGAGAGUUGAAUUUGUUCCAGAUUCUGACAAAAGAAGUUACCUUAUGGACCUUGUCCAUGCCGAAAAAACUAAUGAGACCCAUGGGAAGCAAGCUUUGACUUUAGUCUUUGUGGAAACAAAGAAAGGAGCUGAUUCACUGGAACAUUGGUUGUGUAUGAAUGGGUUUCCAGCAACCACCAUUCAUGGGGAUAGAACGCAGCAGGAAAGGGAGCAAGCCUUGAGAUCCUUCAAGAGUGGUGUGACUCCUAUCUUAGUCGCAACAGAUGUCGCUGCUCGUGGGCUUGAUAUCCCCCACGUGGCACAUGUUAUCAAUUUUGACCUCCCUAAUGAUAUUGACGACUAUGUGCACCGCAUUGGAAGAACUGGGAGAGCAGGAAAGACAGGUUUGGCCACUGCUUUUUUCAACGAGAGCAACAUUUCCCUGGCCAAGUCAUUGUCAGAGCUUAUGCAGGAAGCUAAACAGGAGGUGCCAGAAUGGCUUGCUCGAUAUGCAUUAGCUCGUCCCUAUGGCAGCGGGGGCGGUAGAAGCCGCCGAGGUGGUGGACCUCGAUUUGGUGGCCGUGACUUCCGCAGAGAUUCCAAUUAUAAUAGGGGUGGGGGAGGCAGUGAUCAUGGUGGGUAUGGAGGUGGUGGUGCCUAUGGCUCAUCUUCUGGACAAGGAGGUGGGCAUAGCGGAGCAGGUUUUGCUAGUGCUUGGGAUUAGCAACUCCUCCAUUCAACUGAACAAAUUGGACUCGAAACUUUCUCAGGAAUAGAAUUUUGCUGGCACGCUUAGACAAAAUUAAUAGUAAUAGUCUGUUUUCAUCCCUCUUUCUCAUUUUGUAACCACUUUAGUUCUCUGAGGUUUGAAUAUUCACUCAAAUAUUUCUCGAUGGAUUGGCGGUGUCCACAAACUCUUGGGUCUCUUGUCGGGUAUACUUACUUUAGGUUUCAUCUUCACCUGUUUGUAUUCUGUCAUGCUGUUUUUGCCUGUUAUGUUUAUUCUACUUCCGGUGUAAAUGUGUAAAAAUGUUCAGAUAGGUUUCGAGGGAAUCAGGGAGCACCGGAGGAUUUCCAAAUCAGCCAAGUGAAGCCUUUCAUGUCAUUUUUCACAUUUACACUUGCUUCUUUGUUAGUUUUGAGCGACAAAUAUACUUAUGAAUGAGAUGAUUUAUCGAUAUAUAUUGGAA
This is a messenger RNA of Zingiber officinale, 2593 nucleotides long. Its product is annotated as DEAD-box ATP-dependent RNA helicase 37-like. Bases 292 to 2127 code for a protein of 611 amino acids. Lineage: Eukaryota; Viridiplantae; Streptophyta; Magnoliopsida; Zingiberales; Zingiberaceae. Gene Ontology annotation, molecular function: RNA helicase activity; RNA binding; ATP binding. Gene Ontology annotation, cellular component: nucleus. The record is from RefSeq and is a predicted model, not a curated record. The transcript has 7 exons.